Messenger RNA from Poeciliopsis prolifica (blackstripe livebearer), 3136 nucleotides. It is a transcript of the gene foxi2, whose product is annotated as forkhead box I2. Lineage: Eukaryota; Metazoa; Chordata; Actinopteri; Cyprinodontiformes; Poeciliidae. The transcript has 2 exons. Gene Ontology annotation, molecular function: RNA polymerase II cis-regulatory region sequence-specific DNA binding; DNA-binding transcription factor activity, RNA polymerase II-specific. Gene Ontology annotation, biological process: regulation of transcription by RNA polymerase II; anatomical structure morphogenesis; cell differentiation. The coding region runs from base 62 to 1261 and encodes 399 amino acids. The record is from RefSeq and is a predicted model, not a curated record.
CAUCGAGAGAGUCCACACCGAACCGCUUCAGCGUCUCCUUUGGGUUUUCCCGCGGGGAGUGAUGAACUCCAUCGACCCUCAGUCCCAUCACCAGCACCAGCACCACACCUCCCCGACCGUCGGCACUCUUUCCCAUAAAGGCGCCCAGGAGUCCCCGGACAUGGCAGCCGCGGUCUACUGCGACAACUUCAGCAGCGUGUACCACCAGCAGAGCCUCCAGGGCGCGCAAAGACCCGCCGGCUACGGCCUCGGCGACUACGCCUCCUCCCCGAACCCGUACCUGUGGCUCAAUGGGCCGGCCGUGAAUUCCUCCGCGUCUUACCUGCACGGCAACAACCCGACGCCGUUCAUGCCGCCCUCGUACGGCUCGCAGCGGCAGUUCCUCGCCAACUCGCCGGGCUUCGGAGGGCCCGACCUGGGCUGGCUGUCCAUCGCCAGCCAGGAGGAGCUGCUGAAGCUCGUGCGGCCGCCGUACUCCUACUCCGCCCUCAUCGCCAUGGCCAUCCAGAACGCGCACGAGAAGAAGCUGACCCUGAGUCAGAUCUACCAGUACGUGGCCGACAAUUUCCCUUUUUAUAAGAAGAGCAAAGCCGGCUGGCAGAACUCCAUCCGGCACAAUCUGUCUCUGAACGACUGCUUCAAAAAAGUCCCGCGGGACGAGGACGACCCAGGAAAAGGAAACUAUUGGACGUUGGAUCCCAACUGCGAAAAGAUGUUUGAUAAUGGAAACUUCCGGCGGAAAAGGAAACGACGGUCGGACCCCAGCCUUUCCGGAGGAGCAGCUGCGGCCGCAGCCACGAAGCUGGAGGACGGCCGGCCGGCGGCGGCGGGCCCCAUGAAGGCCUCGGACAGCCCCCAGCUCCUGGGGCCUUCUUCCCCGGAGAUGGAAGCCAUGAACGAAAACCACAAGAGCUCGUCGUCGUCGCCGGCGGGGCUGGCCGCCGCCGCUCCGUGUUUCAAUAACUUUUACAGCAACAUGUCGGCGCUCGGCUCGGGGGCCCCCGGCCGACAGGGGUCCCUGGGACUGGUGAACGAGCUGUCGAACAGGAACAUAACGGCUCUGAGCCCCUACCACCCCAGCGGCGGCACUGGGCAGGAGGCGGGGGCGGGGCCUCCCGACCACGGCGAGGGCUUGCAUUUUAACCGGGGAGUGUACUACAACACGUUUGGCGGCGGGCAGAGCGGACAGUUCAACGCUCACUUCUACAACAGCUUCAGUGUGAACAGCUUGAUCUUCCCCAGGGACGGGACUGAGCUCUAGGGGACGACGCCUCACCUGCUGGAAGACUCUCUUUGAGAAUCCCACUCAGAACGCGCAUCAAUACUCCAUAUUUCCCACAGAGACGUCACAGCAUGGACUGAGCUGGAGUGUCUGACUAACAUCAAAGAGCUUAAAGAAAUGCAAAAAACACAAAAAAACAACAACAAACGUCUACUUUCACUUACACCUGAGCACCUUUUUCAACUAAACUUCAAUCAUAUAACAUCAAAAAGUGAAAUAUAUAUAUAUAUAUAUAUAUAUAUUUUUUUUUUGUGACACACCUUACAAACAUAUUUAAAGUUGAGCCCAAACCUUCACAGUUCUAUAAGUUUCACUCAAUAAAAGGGCUUGUUCAUUACUAACACAAAGCUGCCAAAGUUGCCUAUGUGACACCAGCGAUACCUCAAAAGGACAGUCAUUUACUAGAGCGGCCCACAAAGGGUUUGUAUUAUUUUGUUCGACAAAUGCAGUUUUGCUAAUAUGUUCACUCAUAUGCUUGCCUUAUGAAGCAGGACCAAAUGAGAUUUUGGGAAGUUGUGGUUUCAAAAAUCCUCCCUACAGUCUAAGUCCUUUAAUGAGACGGCAAGCAAAAGCGCUGACCACAGUUCUCACGGUUUUCAUUGCCGCCCCUCCCCCACCUGCUGCUGCACAGUGCUCAUGAGCAGGCCGAGAAAGGAAGCGCCACGCUUCUCCUAAGUUUUACAAGGAAGACGACUUCUUGUUGCUUGGAAAUAAAAAAACCAAACAACAAAGACAUGGUAAUCAGUGUGGAACCUGAAGUAGCAUCACGCGUUAUGCCUAUUAACAAAAGGUUGUUGGAAAACUUCAGCUGGUUUGUUAAUCAAACUAGUUGAUUAACAAGCUCUGUCUCUGCUGGAUUAUCUGACUAAUCUUUUGGUUGUUAUAUAACUACAACACCUAAAACAUGUGAUAUUCUGCCCAAUAAGCACUUAAAAACCACUGCUAAAUUUAUCAGGUGAAAAUUUAGCUUAUGAAACAAGAUCAGAAUAAAUGUCUACAGCUGCAUUUCCAUGAUGUGUGCAAAACUUUUGAUGUUCUGCCAAUGUUAAAAAAACAAAUGCACAACUUUGCAGUUAAAUAAGAAAUGCAUUUAAAAUCACACGUGAAGAAGUUCGUUCUUUAAAAAAAAAAAUAAAAUUAAUUGCAACGAUGGAUGUAAACUGUUAUUUAUAGCCAGAUGGCCUCUAUCUUCCAAAGAGGCCAGUUCCUAUAAGUAAGUGGGUUGCCGCUUUGUAAAAACUGCACCGAAAAAGUGUUUUUACUGCAGUUUUGCAAAACGCAUUUAUUUUGAUAAAAAAAUCCAUACAGAAACUUGGCGUUUUUAUUUCCAGAAGUAAACUUUGUGCAAUUGAAAUGCAGCUACAGACAUUAUUGCAACAGUGACAACUGUGCUAUUUAAGCACCAUUAUGACUAAUUGUUUUCUGAUUUAUGGAACAGCAGCUACAUCACGUUUUACAUUUGCUGUCGUUUUAAACUCAUCUGUAAAUACUGUGAAACUGUGGUACUCAUGCUAAAUGCUACCCGACCAGCCAAUACCUGCUGCCUUGUGUCUGACGUCCUCCAUGUUGACUGAAACCUCAGCACUGUGGCUUUCCUGUUAAAUGUGUAUUUUUGUAACAUUUUUUUAAAAAAAGAAAAAAAUCCUUUUGGGAGUAUUUAUGCUAUUUAUGUUCAUAGGCAUUUUCUACUGUUUGUCCAAAAACACUGUCUGAUUAAAUAUGCAAAUAUUAGCUUCCAGGAUGCAGCAAAAAAACAGCAUCACUAAAAACACAGAUUUUAUUAAUAUACAUUAUCUGUAAAGCAAUAUAUUCUGUCUUGUUUAUUUCCCUCAGGAUUCAGUUUGACAAUCAUUA